Messenger RNA from Paramecium primaurelia, 8500 nucleotides. The record is from the annotation of a GenBank genome assembly. Lineage: Eukaryota; Ciliophora; Oligohymenophorea; Peniculida; Parameciidae.
AUGAAUAAGAGAACAUCUUCAUUACGGGGAGGUGGUUGUGGAACUUUUAGAAUGUUUCCGAGAACAUAAGAAAACUUAAAGUCAGAUAUUUCAGAUAUAGAAAAUUUCAUUAACAAAUUUAAUCAUUUUGUUGAAAUAAUUUUUACUAAAGCUGCUGUUGCUAUCAAUUCGAUAUAAUCUUAAGAAAUAAUGAUAGCCAUAUAAUGGUUUGUUUUUUAAGAGGAAAUUAUCUACAAACUUAAUAAGAAUCCCUUAAAUAUCAUAAAAUCAUACAACCUAAUUGUAGAGGGAAUCAAAAAAUUAUUGCAAAGCUGUUUGAUCUAUAUUAGAACAGAUUCGUUUAAAUGUUUGUAUAUCUUAUAGAUUACAGCGGCUCUAUCCAAAGUCAUAUUUAGUUUCCAUAUAAUGAAUAGCGAUAGAAUUAUGAAUUUUAAUUUAUAAAAGUAAUUCUUAGAAAUUUCUGAUGAUUUAAAAUAAUAAAUGGAAAUAGAGAAGAAUGAUUUGGUUUAAAUUUAAAUGGAAGUUUAUCUUUUUUUAACUAAAACUUCUUUCGAGAUGGCUCCAAAUAACAAUUAGGAAAGGGAAGAUAUUUUGAAAAAAUUUGUAAAUGGUAUAUUUGAAUCAUUAAAGGGUUUGAAACCUACUGCUGAAUUACUUGAAUCCUUAUAUUUGGCAGCCAGGUAAAUUCACAAAAUAUAUACAAUUUAAAAAAAUAGGUAAUAAUAUGAGGUGUAUUUUUAAAUAGACAUGUUAUAAUGGGAAAUUAUAAGUUGUUUUAGAAAUGAAAAAUUUUUAUUUCUAAAAAAAGUAAUUUUACAAAUAUAAGAAAUAUAUGAAGAACUUGUGAAAAAUUCAAAUAAUUGGAAAAAUCAUUUUUUAUGGAUUUAAAUGAUUGGGAAAAUUUUAAUAUUUAAUCCUCUUAUUACAAAACAAAGAUUAAAUGAGUUAACCAAUUCUAACGAUUUUGUAGUUAAUUUAAGGUAAAUAUGGAAGGAAUAUCAGAACAAAGGAGUACUUAUUUAGUUGAACCAUACAAAUGACUAAGCUGUUAUUUUACUUAGUUAAAUUUAAAAUAAUAAAAUUCUAUAACUUGAUAGAUAAAUGUUGGAAGAUAGUUUCAAAGGAUGGAAAGACUUUCUUACACUUAAGCAAUAUUUAAUUGGUUAAUUAAAUGAAAAAACACCAUAUACAAUUAAUUCCUAUUUAAGAUGUAAAUUUGAUUUGUCGAGACAGGAUCCCUAAAAAAAUGAAAAAAAUUUCAAUAUUGAGAAAAUGAAAAUGCUUUUAAGUUUCAUUAUUCCAACUAGCUUAAUUAAUUUAAUAAAAUAAAAUAUUGGAAAAUUGGGGGAGGUGAUUAAAGUUUAGAAAUCAUUUAGGAAAAAUGAGUAAGCCCAUAAAAGUCUAUUAAAAAGCACUGUUAAUUCUUAAUUAAAAAAGAUCAUUUGCAACUUAUCAGAUUAUUUACAAAACACACAAAAGAUUCUCAAAAUCUUUUAGCUGAAUUAGAAGUAAAAUUACUGUUAGACUGACAAACUCAAUGAGAAAGACAAAUUAGAAUUUAAUAAUUUAUUUUAGCUUAAAUAUUUGUUGAAACUAUUAGAAGAAAUAUUAUUAUAAGCAGUUUAAGAAAUUAGGAAUAAACGAAAUCCAUUCUGCAAUCAAGAUGACAUAACUGAUGAAAUAAAAAUACUUUAGGAAUAGAAAGAGUUGAUUUAGGAGAAAUUAAAAAAUCUAAAUCUAAAAGAUAACCAGUUUUCAUUUGUCAAUAAGUUACAGUAGAAGCUUCUUACCUUGCUAAUUGCAACUCUUGACUAUAAGAGCUUUCUGAAAAAAGCUCACAGCAUUUUAAGACUUGUUGAACAUUCUAAAAAAUAAAUCUAAACACUAGAAAUUUUGUUACUUUAAAAGAAUAACUUUAUUUAAUGUUUUCAGUGUUUAUUGAAUCAACUAUAUGUUGAGGAAGAUCAAAAAAUAUAAAAAGAUUUUUAGGAAUCCAUUUUAAGUUUUAAGACAAUACUAAUUUCAUAGUAUGAAAUAGAGUCUAUUGAAGAAUUUGGGGAAAUUAAAUAACAAAUUUCUAAUAUGCUAUCGUUUUAAUUUGUAAACAACUUAAGAUUGAAUAAUUUAAAGCUUCAAUUACAGCUAAUUGCCUUAAAGGAGUCCUUUUAAAAUAUAUUUCUAGCCAAAUUGAAAGAAUCUUAAUCGUUAAAAGAAGUUAUCGAUUUGGAUGAGUUUCUCGUUAAUGUAAUUAACAAUUAUCCAAAACUAAUAAUUUUCUGUCACGAAAAUGUUUACAAAUAAAUUUUUUCUGAAUUAACAAGCAUGUAAAUUACUGAACAAGACUAUUAAAAUAAGUUAUCAAAAUAAAAAGGAUUAAUAGAAUACCUAACAUUGAUAUUAAAUUUAGAAGAAUAACUGAUAGAUUUAGAAAAAAUAGAUUUGGAAUUAAUUGAUAAGGAAUUUGGAGAAUUAAUUAAGGAAGAAUCCUGUUCUUCCUCUCUGACAGAAAGAAUUAUGAAAAUAAUUGAAAAUGCUUAAAUUGAAAAUUCUAUAAAAUCUGUGACUAAUGAGCAAUUUAAUCAAUCAGAAUUGAAUUUUGAGGUUGAAAAAUAUGAUAAAAUGUGGAAAUAAUUAAGAGCUUUGAAGAAAAAUUACAAUUGUCAUGAAAACUAAAAUUUCAAAGAAGUAAUUAAUCAUAUUGAGAUGAUAGUUGAGCUUUUAAACAAUUCCUAAAAUUAAAAUUUAGAAAUUUUUAAAAUACCAAUUAUGGAAUUGUUAAAGUAGUUAAAAAGUAAAUAAGAAGAAUUUCAAUAAAAACUAGAGAAUGAUCAAUGUUAAUAAAAUAAAAAUGAUUCUUGUGAUCAAAAUACAACCCAGAUUACAGGCAAUCAAGAACAUGUAAAAGAAUUAUAAGGCAUUAUCUCUAUUCUGAAAUUAUUAUCAUCAAAAAUAAAAGAAUAAAAGCAAUUACUUUGUUAAAUACUUGAAGAAACUAAAAAAUUCUCUAAUAUACUUCAUCUCCUUCACAAAUAUAAUAAAAAUAUAUAAGAAAAAACAUAUCUAUAAUUUCAUAGUCAUUUCAAAAGUCAAAUUGAAAAUUUUGAAAAAUCGCUAUGGACAACAACUAAUUUAUAAUAAAUGGAAAAAGAGUCAUUUAUAGAUUACUAUAAUAGAAUUGAAAUUGAUAUUUAGAAAGUUAAAAAUGAAAAAGAUGAUGAGAAUAGAAAAUAAAAAACAAAUGUUUGCGAUUUUCUCAAUAAUUUAAAGGGAAAAAUAAAAUUAAAAUUAAGCUAGUCUAAAUGCAAAAUCUCUAAAAUUUAGUUUGAAGAAGAAUAACUGAUUCAAUAAAUUAAAAAAAUAUACUUCUCAGAUAAUGAGGAAGAAGAGGAAGAAGAUAAAGAUGAUGAAGAAUCAAAUAAAAAAUUAGGAUUUUUUUAGUCUUUGAAUCAAUAAUAUAAAGAUUAUAAAAAUAAUUAUGAAUGGAAAAUUAAAUAGGGGCUAGUUUUUACUAUAAUUUAGAUUUCAUCAAAUUGCUUCACAGAUACAAUUAUUUAAUUUUGUUAAUAAGCCCUAAUUUAAUUAUGGGUUUUAGAAAAAGAUUAAAGAGUUAGAAAUUUGUUAAAAAACUAAGACUUAAUAAGUUUGUAAAUGUAAAUUUUGAAGAAAGGUUGGUAGACUCAAAACGAGAGAAUUACAGGAGAAAUGUAAUAAAUGCUGAGUAAAAUCGAUUUUUUGUAAGAAUAAAUUACCCAAGAGGCAAAUGUGAACAAAAGAGAGCAAUAAUUGAAAGAAAUAGAUGAAACAACUGAGCAAUUAGAUGAAUAUAUUAAAAACAUCUGUGAAAUGGGGUAAUAACUUAGAUUAAUAACCGAUUUUGUUAAUCAUAUCAGAAAGGGUUUGAUAAGAGUUGAGGGAAAAAUAAAUGAGAUGAAGAAAUAGCUAAACAGCUUGGGUAAUGACAUAAAAUUUCUUAGAGGAAAAUCUGUUGAAGAACUUUUUGAUAUUAGAAAAUCGAAAGUAUUGAAAGAAGCAGCAAACAAAAAUGUUAGGUCUAUAUAUGUGCCAUUAUAAACAUUGGAGAUAUUUCAUAAAUUAGAUAAAGUGGGAUAGGAAGAAAAGAGUAUUUUGAUGAAUUUGGAUAAUAUAAAUGAUAAAGGAGGGGAAGUGAAUGAGUUUUUAUUAGAAGAUGAAGAAACAGUAUUAUUAAUUCAUGGAGUAGCUGGAUCAGGCAAAAGUACUGCAGCUAAGAAAAUAGAAGAAUUUAUUUGGAAAUUAUAUGAAAAUAAUAAUAAAAUCAAGAAUCAAAAUCUAAUACCAAUUUAUAUUUCAUUACCCUCUUUAAAAAAUCCUGUUUUUUAAGCAGUAGAGGAAGCACUUCAUCAAGAUGAGUAUGGUUUUGAUGAACUCUAAUUGAAAGAAUGUAAAGAGAUGUUAGAAAAAAAAAAAUUCCGAUUUCUAUUCAUAAUGGACAGUUACGAUGAGAUGAAAUUAGAAAAUAUUUAGAAAAACCUAUAUAUUAAUAAUAAACUUAAAUAGAAUUGGUCAAACCCACUUGUUAUUUUUACUACAAGAAGUGAAAUUUUUACAAAUAGUAAUUAUUCUCUAUGGUUUGAGCCGGAAGAGAAGGAAAAAUUAAAAGAAAUCAAACUUAUGAAAUUUGAUUCUCCAUAAAUGCUUUAAUAUCUCGAAAAAUUUACAAUUUAAAGUGUUAAAAUGUUGAUUUUUGAAAUUUAUGAAUGGUAAACACAAAUUUCUAAAAGAGGAGCAAUGGAUAUCAAAAAAUUUGAAAAUUGUUGGGAAAAAUUGAACCAAUUUUUAAAAAAAGAUUUAUUAGGGAUGAAAGGGGAGAAUCUAUUGAAUUAAAAAUAAAUAGAAUAUAUUAAAUCGUUUUUGGAGAAUGAUGAGUUUAUAUCUUUAAAAAGUCAAGAUGCUUUAAGAAGUCUGAGCAUAAAUUUACAAAAACUGUGGAGCGUUGAAAAGUACAACAACAUGAUGAGUUAAAUAAAUUUAAUUAAAUUGGUGGUAACUCCAUAUAUGAUGGAAAUUGUAGUUUAAGUGUUGCCUGAUAUGAUUGUAAAAGCAACUGAGAUAAAUAAUUUGAAAUAAAAUUUUAUAAAUAAUUUUUCAAGAAAACUCAAAGCGUUUUACAAAAGUAAAUAUUUGAUUGAAAUGUAUCAAUAACAAUAAUAAUAGAAAAAGCUUUUGUCUUAAAACAAUAGAGAUGAAAACUCUUAGAAAGUUACAUCAUUUGAGAUAGAAAAUAUAGAAAAACUAAACUUUCAAGAUGUUGCUAACAAAUUUUGGGAUAAAAUUGAAGAAAAUUCAAUUAGUAUCCUAACCUAGAUUUCUUAAGAAAAUCCUGAAUUAAAGAACUAACUUUAGAAAAUAUUAGAACAAAACUAUAAGCAAUAAGAUCAUUUAUUAGAUAAAGUUGCAAUUCAAAACGAAAAAAAAAGCGAAGCUGUUAUCGAAUUAGUUAUUGAUGCAUUAAAAGAAUUAAAUCUUACAAGUUAUGAUUUUUAUGAUGAGUUUAUUAAUUAACAUCAUUAGAAAUAAAUAGAAAAGUAGAGGAAAUUAGGAAAAUCUAUUAAUAUUGAUCGUUUUCUACAUGAUUUAAAAAAAUAUUCAACUAACCUUGCAAAAAAAAUGAGCAUAUAUCAAAUUACUUAAGUAUAAUAUUAAUAAUAAGGAUUUUUGUAUAAAGAAGAAAAAGAAAAUGAAAAAUGGCUCAAUGAUUUUUUUAAUGAUGAUGAUUAAUUCGGAUCUUAUAGAAAAGAUAUACGAAGUUGUUCUCUAGUUUAAUCAAAUGGUGCUAACUUUUAAUUUGUCCAUAAAUCUAUAUAAGAGUUCUUAAUUGCAGCCAAUUUAUAUGAAUUGUUAGUUUAAUCAAAAGAUGUUGAUAUGCAGAUAAUGAAAACUAUAUUAGAAUUGUUAUCAACAGAAAAUAAUUAAGUCUAGGAUUCUUCAAAAUUUUUAUAAACAGCCGCUAAAGAAUAUUGCUAAAAUCAUACUCAAUUUGAGAACAUAUUAAUGUUUGAUAGACAAAAAUAAAUAGAAAAUAAAAUUAAUUCAAUUGCUGAUCUAAUCAAAAUUGUCUAAGAACAUGAUUUUAAUAAAAAUGAUUAUUCCACUGAAAUCUAUGCUGAAACGAGAUAAUAUCUAAUUUAAAAAAUAUCACAAGAGGUGAGGAUAAUAGAAUUUUUGAAAUUCUUAGUUCAUCUCACGAAAAUAGAUGAAACCAUUAUUAUUAGUGGUUCUAAUGCACUAAAUAUUUUAGUUGAAAUGAAGACAGAUCUAACAAACUAAAAUUUAAAAAAUAUAACAAUUAAAAAUACUUCAUUAUAUGGUGGUAAUUUUUCAAAAUGCAAUUUAUCUUUAUCUAAAUUUGAUAAUGUGAAUAUCAAUGGAAUUAAUUUAAAUGGAGCUAUAUUAUUUGAUUGUAAUUGGACCAAAUUAAAAAUAAAUGAUUUAUAUUAAUUAGAUGGCCAUUCUUAACCUGUUUCAUCAGUGAGUUUCUCUCCUGACGGAAGCACAUUAGCUUCUGGUAGUUAAGAUAACUCUAUCCUUUUAUGGGAAGUCAAAACAGGAUAAAAUAAAAGAAAAUUGAAUGGUCAUACUAGUGGUAUAUUGUCAGUCUGUUUCUCUCCUGAUGGAGAUACAUUAGCUUCUGGUAGCGAUGAUUGCUCAAUCGGUCUAUGGGAUGUCAAUGCAGGAUAAUAAAAAGCCAAAUUAGAUGGUCAUAGUGGUUGUGUGAAAUCAGUCUGUUUUUCUCCUGAUGGAAAUACAUUAGCUUCUGGUAGUUAAGAUAACUCUAUCCUUCUAUGGGAAGUCAAAACAGGAUAAAAUAAAAGAAAAUUGGAUUGUCAUACCGAUUAUGUUAUAUCAGUUUGCUUUUCUCCGGAUGGAAAUAUAUUAGCUUCUGGUAGUUAAGAUAACUCUAUCCUUCUAUGGGAAGUCAAAACAGGAUAAACAAAAAGAAAAUUGGAUGGUCAUAGUGCAAUCUUGUCAAUUUGUUUCUCUCCUGAUGGAAAUACAUUAGUAUCGACAAGCAGAUGUAUUAAAAAAGAUGAUAAUAAGAUCCUACUUUGGGAUGUAAAAACAGGAUAAUAAAUAGCAUAAUUGGAUGGCCAUACUAGCACUGUAUACUCAGUUUGUUUCUCUCCUGAUGGAACUACAUUAGCAUCUGCAAGUGGAAAUGAUGAUUUUUAUUAAUAAGGUGAUAAUUCAAUUCGCCUAUGGGAUUUUAAAACAAGAUAAUAAAAAGCAAAAAUAGAUGGUCAUACUAGUGCAAUCUUUUCAGUUUGUUUCUCUCCUGAUGGAAAUACAUUAGCUUCUGGUAGUGGAGACAAAUCAAUCCAUCUAUGGGAUGUCAAUGCAGGAUAAUAAACAGCCAAAUCAGUUGGCCAUACGAAUGGAAUAUUAUCAGUAUGUUUCUCUCCUGAUGGAAAUACAUUAACUUCUAGUAGUAGUGAUAAGUCUAUCUGCCUAUGGGAUAUCAAAACAGGAUAAUUAAAAGCCAAAUUGGAUGAUCAUACUGAUUAAGUUAGAUCAGUUUGCUUUUCUCCUGAUGGAAAUAUGUUAGCAUCUGGUAGUAACGAUUAGUUUAUUUGUCUAUGGGAUGUCAAAACAGGAUAAUAAAAAGCAAAAUUAAAUUGUGAUCGUGUAUAGGUUAUAUCAGUCUGUUUCUCUCCUGAUGGAAAUAUAUUAGCAUCUGGUAGUGAAGAUACGUUUAUCCGUCUUUGGGAUGUCAAUAAAAUAGACUAAAUAGCUAAAUUAGAUGGCCAUACUGAUUAAGUUAGAUCAGUUUGCUUUUCUCCUGAUGGAAAUAUGUUAGCAUCUAGUAGUAACGAUUAGUCUAUUUGUCUAUGGGAUGUUAAAACAAGAUAAUAAAAAGCAAAAUUAAAUGGUGAUCGUGUAUAGGUUAUAUCAGUCUGUUUCUCUCCUGAUGGAAAUAUAUUAGCAUCUGGUAGUGAAGAUACGUUUAUCCGUCUUUGGGAUGUCAAUAUUGGAUAAUAAAUAGCCAAAUUAGAUGGCCAUACUGAUUAAGUUAGAUCAGUUUGCUUUUCUCCUGAUGGAAAUAUGUUAGCAUCUAGUAGUAACGAUUAGUCUAUCUGUCUAUGGGAUGUCAAAAAAAGAUAAUAAAAAGAAAAAUUAAAUGGACAUACAAGUUAAGUAAUAUAAGUCUGUUUCUCCCCUGAUGGAAAUAUAUUAGCAUCUGGUAGUGAAGAUAAGUCGAUUCGUCUUUGGGAUAUCAAAGCAGAAUAAUAAAUUCAAACCUCAAAUGAUAGAGAUAACGACAAUCCUAAUACAGGUAAUUAUUAUUACUUAAAUAUGAGUUGCGACAAUUAUUACCAUUCUCCAUAUAUCGUAAGCACCAAUAUUUUAAGCUAAAAGAGCUCGUGUCUUUAAUGGAAAGUUUAUUAAUUAUUAAGAUUUUGAUUUAAGAUAAUUAUUCAAAUCAAAAGGAAGUAUCAUUGAGAAAAGCUAGAGUCCAAACUGA